Alosa sapidissima (American shad) is the source of this 2730-nucleotide messenger RNA. RefSeq names its product trichoplein, keratin filament binding. The coding region runs from base 706 to 2205 and encodes 499 amino acids. The transcript has 13 exons. The record is from RefSeq and is a predicted model, not a curated record. Gene Ontology annotation, cellular component: keratin filament. NCBI's taxonomy places the organism in Eukaryota, Metazoa, Chordata, Actinopteri, Clupeiformes, Clupeidae. Gene Ontology annotation, biological process: apoptotic process.
UGUUUAUUCAUUCAUAAUAAGUAGCCUUUUUAUUCAAAUACAUGUUGCAGAGGCUGAGAGGCAUGUCCUUUAGGUCAAUAACCUACGCCUAUUACCUAACCCGUAGAUUAAAACACUAAGUUUGAUAAGCUACCACUAGAAGUGAAAUUGACACCAUUAUCUCGUCAACACUGACCUUUUUAAUGGAUGCAUAAUGUAUCUGAUGACCAACUUCCUAAGCCAGGGAGAACAAAGUGGCCUUCUCUUUCCAUACACACUAAAAAAUACAAGCAAUCCACAACCUCUGAAACUUAUUUUGUGGUGUAGCCUAGGCCUAAUUUAUUUAUUCCACCCACAAGCCACAUCACUAGACUGCAGAUCAGAAUGCAUUUCUAUACAUUUUAGGGAAUGUGUUAUUACAAUGAUUAUAACCGAAUUACAGUCAGCUAAAGCUAUUUUGGGUGGCAUAAGUGGUUUUGCAAAUGCAUUUGCAAAACCACUUAUGUGGUUUGACGUUUGACUUUUUUCCCCAAACGCUUUUUGAGUCUUACGAUAUGCCGUAGGCUCUGUAACCAAGAGAAACAGGAAGCCAGUUUUUGAAAGCUUGCUGUCUCUGCCAGAAGCUAACUGUCUAUUCAGCAUUAUAACAGAACGCUUUUUAUGCAGUAGAAGCUAUAUGCCUCGAAUUAGAGGUUAAUAUUAACUGCCUUGUUUGUGAAGAGGAUCAUGGCUUUGCCAACACUUACUGCUCAUUGGCCGAGUCGCGCAAGGACUUUGGAGAGGCAGAUGGCACGGCAACGGGAACAAGAGGCCCGCUGGCGGCAGCAAUGGGAGAACCACUCCAAGUACAUGAAAGACCAGCAUGUUCGUACCAGCAAGCAGGCACAUUGGAGCUCCCGUCAAUCAUACGAACAGAGCAUGAGUGCAUUCCAACGUGAGCGUGUACAAGAGGAGAAGAGACGCAGUCUGGAGGAGCGGAGGGGACGCCUGAGAGCCAUGCUGCAGGAGGAGAGGGACAUGCUGGAGGCCGAGCUCCGACAGGUGAUCCCGGACAGGAGCGCCCUGACCAGGCAGCUGGUGGAGAAGACGGAGAGCCUCCGGUCUGCCAGAGAGGAGCGCAGGAGAAAGGUUGCUCAGGAGUUGCUGAGGGAACACUGGAAGACAAACAACCCUGAGUUGCGAAAGGUUGAGUCGACGUUGCAUAAAGAUCACGUUGUGGGCCAUUGGCAGGUCCAGCAGGAGGAGAAGAAGCAGGAGGAGGAGAAGGCCGUGGAGGAGCAGAGGUGCUUCGAGAACGAGUACGGGCGCGCCCGCAGGGAGGCCCUGGAGAGGAUGAAAGAGGCGGAGGAGAAGCGGAAAGAGGAGGGGAAGAGGAGAGCCGAGGAUCUCCGCCAGCAGAUGGAGGAGCUGAAGCUGCGAGAGGAGGAGGCCAAGCGUCUGAAGGAGGAGCAGGAGGCCCUGCUGGUGCAGCACUGGGAGGUGGAGAGGCUGGAGGAGGAGCGGAAGAGGGCUGAGGAGGACAGGAAGAAAGCCAAUCUGGGGCGGGUCCUGACGAGGCAGUAUCGCACCCAGCUGAAGAGGAGAGCCCAGCAGGUACAGGAGGAGCUGGAGUCGGACCGGCGCCUGCUGGCAGUGCUGGUGGAGGCCCAGCAGCAGGAGCGGACGCUGGAGAGCGCACGGCGGGAGCGGGCGGUGGCGGACGCCGCCUGGAUGAAGCGCGUGUUGGAGGAGCAGCUCCAACUGGAGAAGCAGAGGGAGGCCGAGUUUGAGAUCCUCUACAGUGAGGAGGCCCAGCGGAUGUGGGAGAAGAGAGAGGCCGAGUGGGCAAGAGAGAAGCGGGCCAGAGAGAGGCUCAUGCAGGAGGUUCUGUCGGAGCGUCAGCAGCAGCUGGAGCAGAAGAUGCAGGAUAACCGGCAGGCCCAGGAGGAGUCUCUGCAGAGGCGCCAGGAGCUGAUAGAGCAGCUGGAGCAGGAGCGCCUCCGCCACAUGCAGGAGCACCUGGAGCUGGAGGGCCAGAAGACCGUGCGCAUGCAGGAGAUCAGCGCACAGGUGGAGGCGCAGCGUAGGGAGCACUGGGAGGAGGAGCGGCGACGGGAGCAGGAGGAGGAGGAGGCGCUGGCGGCGCUGAGGCUGGAUGAAGAGCAGAUGCAGCAGGAGACCCAGAGGAUGGCCCAGCAGGGCUACCAGGACAGGAUCCGAGGACGACCACGCUCUGCCUGGACCUGAUCCGCUUGACCACAUGCUGCUCAUGGACUUGAUCGAGUUCUUAUCGGUCCUUAAUUUAUGGAUCAUUUGGUUAGAAGGAAUUAAGUGUGUUUUUCUAGUUGUUUAUUAGUGUUUUUGUACAAUUACCAAAUCAUUUUUAUAAUGUUUUUUUAAUAAAAAAAAGGUAUCUCGUAAAUUAAAAAAGGGAUUGAAUUGAUACUCAUGGUUGUUAACUGGCCAUGCACGAAAGGGGUGCAUUUCAUGUCGACACACCUUAUCAAUAUUCAGAAACUCUACAAUUAACAAUUAACAUUGAAUUACACUGGAGGUCGUGCCAAGAGCUGUUUAAUGUUACCUGCCUCUUAAGUAACUAGAAAAUGAAUAUGGCAUCUCUGCUCCUGAUGUAAACAGCAUGGAGAUGUAAUUUCACCUCCAGCCUGUGUCAGUUCAUACGGGGGGAAAGUUGAGGGACACAACACUCUGGAACGCUUCAAAAAAAAUCAGGGCCAUUUUUUUAAAAAGAGAAAAUAAAGAUUCUUAGAUUUG